Molecule: messenger RNA, 1320 nt
Organism: Daldinia decipiens
Lineage: Eukaryota; Fungi; Ascomycota; Sordariomycetes; Xylariales; Hypoxylaceae
Exons: 2
Coding region: 1-1320 (439 amino acids)
Source: RefSeq, a predicted model, not a curated record
AUGAAUAAAAGGAACUCACCAAGACCCAGGAGGUUCCCGAGCGUAAAGGCGAGGCAGCAGAGAAGACGGCCUGCGCCGCCAACACCGGAAUGGAUAGAAUCAGCGAGAAAGCGAAGAGCAUCGGAAGAUGGAGGUUUAGAACAACCAGCACCAGUCAAACAGAAAACAAGCCCGGCAGUACCAACACCACCAGUAGUGCCACCAGUACCAGAGCCGGAGCCGGAGCCAGAGCCGGAGCCAGAGCCAGAGCUGGAGCCAGAGCAAAGGCCAAAGACAGGGCAAGGGCUGCCGGACUGGGGAUGGAUAGAUCCGUUAUUAUUUGGAAAGACCACAAACGAGGAGCCAGCAGUAGUGAAUCCUCCUGUGACGUCUUCGGAGACAUCGUCGGGACAAAACCGAGGAAUGGUGAUCCCAGAAGAUGUACUGGCGGAGGUGGUUAAAGGAGUGCAAGGCUAUGGAACCCCAGCAGGGCCGAUAAAGAGGGCGGAAGAGCAGGUCCAACAAGAAGAAGAUGAUAGCCAAUUACCUCCGUUGGCUGACUUUUUAUAUCGAUUUGGAUUGGGAUUCGCUGUGGUAAGAAACUAUGUGGAAAGGGGCCUCUGCGGCGUGCAGGCAUUAGUUGAUAGUCUAAUUUGCCAAGAUAUCCUCCCUCCCGGGGUUCGGGUUCCGAGAAUCCAUGAUCUAUUAGACAUAUAUCGGCAAAAUGCAAGUAGAGGCUUAUAUGAUGUCUCAUUUUCGGUCACCCCAGAAGACCGAGACAUGCCGGGGCCGUUUCAAGCGGAGAUAUUAUCGCAUGUUAUAAGCGAAUGGAGCCGCCUUCACAGCAGCCCACCAUUUCUGCCAUAUGAGGAGAGCGAAGAGAAUCGGCUUCGACGACGGGUUCCGCCCCUAGUAGCUGGUUUUUACAGCGAAGGCCAAAGGCCGUUUGCGAUGCAGAUAACUGAGCCCGGAACUCGAAUUGUUUGGAUUCACAACUCUGGCGAUCACUGGGAAGGUAUUAGGCCAGGUUUUAAUCAAGCGGCCAUCAAUGAGAUAUUUAGAAAUUACGGCCAUGAAUUAUUCCAGAGGGAAACCGCACCACAAUGGUUCAUCGACAUAGUUCAACGGAGACAAGAGCGAGGACGGGAGCUGGGACAUCUAUUUCCAAAACAUCGACCAACUGCAGAGGAAAGCCGAUUUGCAGAGGAACAGCUCGGAUUAUUCGGUGCGUCACCACCACCACCACCCGCGCGAACCCUGCCGGCUACAGCAUCUGCGGCAUUGGACAGAUUGGAAAGGUUGUACCGGGCAAGACGGGCAAGGUAUGGACACAGAAGAUAA